Messenger RNA from Papilio xuthus (Asian swallowtail), 20113 nucleotides. It is a transcript of the gene Obsc, whose product is annotated as Obscurin. Gene Ontology annotation, molecular function: protein kinase activity; protein binding; guanyl-nucleotide exchange factor activity. The transcript has 59 exons. NCBI's taxonomy places the organism in Eukaryota, Metazoa, Arthropoda, Insecta, Lepidoptera, Papilionidae. The coding region runs from base 155 to 20041 and encodes 6628 amino acids. The record is from RefSeq and is a predicted model, not a curated record. Gene Ontology annotation, biological process: protein phosphorylation.
GCCAGCUCAGUCAAGCUCCAACCACCGCAGUGAACGAUCGUGUACACUUGUGCCGCGAAACAAAUACGAUAACUUACUUACUAUUCAAAAUAAACAAAAUUUUAAUUCAGUUGUAAACAAAUAAUAUGACAACGUAAUAUUAAGUGAAGCCGCGAUGUCCUUUUGUAGAAUAACGGGCCGCAGCAGGGGUCUGCCCAAACCCAACUACUUCCCGCUCCUCGCGCCGAUCUCUCCGGCGGAUGCCAAGCGCUGCUGCAGGAUCACCGGCAAAUCAUACGGUUUGCCAACUCAUCACUACAUUCCAGUGCUUUUGACGGCGAGUUCUUCCAAAACAAAGUGCAAAAUAACAAAUGUGGCUGGUGAACUUGGACCCCACCAUUAUGCGCCAGAAAUUAACUAUGGCAACAGAAAACAUGACCUGCUCCCGGAUUACAGAUACAUAUUCCCUAUUCUUGACGGAUCUACUGAAGCUCAAAAAGCAUUAAUGGAUAUGUUAUUAACCAAACAAGUUACCGAAGAAAAGCGAUACGUUUAUACUGUUCAAGAAAGACGCUGUGGCUUAGUGUUCUCCGCUCGUAUGGAAGCUGCCGUGCGCGAUGGAGAUGUCAGGGAUGUGAUGCUCGCCAAGGAUUCUGAUACUGUUCUUAUAAAAACAAAACAGGGUCGAAGUGUUUCCAUGGACUUUAAAGAUUUUACCGAAGACGUAGAAAUGUAUGAAGGAGAAGGACCGAAUGCGGAAGUGCUCAAGCAGAGGGAGCAAGAAGAACUUGAAGAAAGGAAAAAGAAACGAAAACGAGCAGCGGGAUUAUCCUCAAUGAAAAAAAUAUUUGAAACUAAGGAAAAACUUGCAGAAGUUCAAGAAAUAGAAGAAGAAAUACUUCGUCAAGAUCGUUUGGCCAAAAAAGCUAAACUAGAAAAAAUAAAACAUGAAAAACAUGACACAAAGAGCUAUUUGUGUGACAAUUUUAGCAUAAACGAAAUGCGAUCCAAAUCUAGCAUUACUGUGUGUAACGGAGAAUGGAAAGAUCAAAUACAUCCACUGAUGGAAACGUGGGAUUGGGACUUACUCGAAAAAGAUACGAAAGAUGAGCAUUUUAUUCCUAGGAGCACAACAUUACCUUCACCAGUUAAAAUAACACCUUAUCAUUGUGAAACGGAAGUAUACCAAGUUGAUAGAAAUAUUAGUGAAGUGACCAUACCUCUGGAAAACGUUCCUAGUGUAAACCCUUUAAAACCGGUCAAAAACCGGCCAUGUGAAACGAUAUUACAAGCUGUGAAGGAGCUUUCGCAGGAGCGCUUAACUGAAACUUCUGAUGUGACUGAAAAACUGUUCGAAGAAAAUAAAUUAGACAUGUUGCCCACUUUAGAAACUUUACCUAAUGUUGUGAAGAACAUUAAAAAAGGUAAAAGGGAAAAAAUCGCUAAAAUAUCGGGACUCACAUUAGAUAUUAAUAAGGCAAAAACCUUUAUUCCUGGGCAACAUAUAAAUACACCUCAAGGAUUGGUUUUCGUUCCCGGCCAGACUGUCGAAACCCCAGUAGGACCUGUUUUUGUACCAGGUUUAAGUGUAAACACGCCUGCUGGCCCCGGUCUUAUUCCUGGCCACAUAGUAACAUCAGAAAAUACACAAGAGCCAUUCUUCCUUGCCGGCCAAGUUUUACAGACAACAAAUGGCGAAGAAUUUGUUUGUGGACAGACUAUUAAAAAUAAAGACACAUAUCGCUUCACAGAAGGCCAAACGGUUUUGUCAGAAGAAGGUCUUAAAUUUGUACCAGGCAAAGUUAUUAAUAAUGGACCCGAAGAAAUAUUUGUACCGGGUCAAACAAUUUUAACACCAGAUGGUGCGCAAUUUAUUCCCGGUCAAACAAUUACAGAAAAUGGAGAAAUAUCAUUCACACCGGGGCAAAAUGCUAAAAUAAAUAAUGAAUGGCAGUUUGUUCCAGGACAAGUUGUACAUCAAGAUGAUGAAUUACAUUUCGUUCCUGGAGCGACUUUGGCAACACCAAAUGGUCUAAAAUUUGUACCAGGCCAAACUGUCCUUAGUGAUGGUGAGGCAUGUUUCGUACCGGGAAUCACAAAAACGACUAAUAAUGGGUUAGAAUUUAUACCAGGCACUACCGUUGAAACGAUCGACGGACCAAAAUUCAUUGAAGGUCAGAUCGUGCAUACAGACUACGGGCAAAAGUUUUUACCAGGAAAAACAAUCGUUCAAGCUAAUGGACAUGUUGAAUUUUCUGUUGCAAAAUCUAUUGAUGAUAUCAAUUUUACUGAAGGUGCUCCCGUAGGUUUGCCAAUAGAUAUUAAAACUUGUUCUGUAUCCGAAGAGUCUCUAUAUGUUUUUGGCCAUAUGGUACAAACUGUUAAAGGCAUUGAAUUUUAUCCCGGCCCUAAAAUGCCUAAAAUAGAAGGUAAAGUUGUUCCAGGAAGACUUGUCAAAAACGGAUUAAAUGAGUCUCGUUUUGUGCCCGGUAUGAUGGUCGAGGGAAUUUUUGUACCGGGACAAAUCGUGUUUACAGAGAACGGUGAGCAAUUUGUUCCAGGACAAGUUGUUGAUACGGCAGAAGGGCCCAAAUUUGUACCGGGUCAAGUUGUCAAUACAAAGAGUGGUGCAAAAUUCGUUCCUGGUCAAACCAUUCAUACUAUCGACGGGCCUCGUUUCGUUCCUGGUCAAAUAAUUGAAACAAAAGCUGGUCCUACAUUUAUACCUGGUCAAGUGAUUUGGACUGAAGAUGAAGGGUCACGAUUUGUUCCUGGUCAAGUUGUUGAUACCGAAGAAGGCCCAAGAUUUGUUCCAGGUAGAGUUAUUGAAACAGAAGAUAAUGGCGUAACCUUUGUACCAGGGCAAAUUGUACAGACACCUGAAGGUCUAAAGUUCGUUGCUCCAGAUCUGACUGAAGGAGAAGAGGGAUUAGAAUUCUCUGUGCAAAGUUUUGUUGUUACACCUGAAGAACUCAAACUUUUGAAGGUGAGAACUAACCCAAAUGACACUACAUCUACAAAAGGUGAACUUACAAUUGACACAAACAUGUUACGUCAAUUAUCUGAAGCUGGCAUGUCGAUAGGUAGACAAGUUCCCGCUGAUCUACCUGCAAUAAAUAUUAUAUUAAACCAAACAAGGAAUGCUGAGGCAUUGAAAGCUUUUAUUACUGAUUAUGGUUUAAAAGAUGACAUUGCUAAUCAACUAAUGGAGAUUAUUACGUCGAUAAUUGAUAUGAGUGGUCAUUUGAAGACUGAUAUUUAUGAAAGCAAAGUAGAAAAUGACUCCAAAAAAGGCAGAUUUAAUAAAAAACGACUUGAUAGCUACAAAUACGAAGAUGAACAAGAUGUGCAGCAGGAAAAUGUUAAAAAUUCAAUCGCAGCAGCAGUUUUGGCAGCCCUAGUUACAGCUGAGCAGUUUGAAGAAAUAAACAAUAAUAACAGCAGAGAAAAAUAUCAACUAAUCUUAAAAUCUAUCGACACUAUAUUGGGACAAGCUAUUGAUGAAAAUUUUGUAUCGGCUAUGUAUAAAAUUCUUCAAACGGAGGAAAGUAAAGAAACGCUUCGAGAAGAAAUUCUUGAAAACUCUUCGAAACAAAAGAUAGAAUUAAUUAAAAUUGCUUUAAACAGUACAUUACACAAACAUUCCCUGGAAGAAGAAGAUAUAAUUGAAAAGUUUUGUGACUUUCUGAGCAGCGAAAAUGAAGUCUUGGGUCCUGCCUUUAAAAAUAUCACUAAAAACGAUGCAAGCGUUCUCCGCCACGUACUUAAACAUAUCUCCGAGUCCAUUUCCUUUAUUAAAACUGAUAAUGAAGCUGCGGAAACUCUCCAAAAAGUGAUUGUGUCCGCGGUUCAAGAGAACAGUACGAAAGAACUAGAAAACAUUUUACAAGAAGCUGAAUCAAGUGACAUUAAGCAAUUGAUUGGACAAUCAAUCGGUCUCGCUCGAGUACUUGGCAUGCAUGAUGUGGUCAAAAAGUUAUCAAGUACUCUUGAAAAUGAGACAAACUUAGCUAAUCUAUCCAACGACGCCGAAAGUAUGAACAUUUUAAAAAGGGUAACAGUUAUGAGGAAACUUGCAGAUAAAACGUCUAGUUUAUACUCUGCUCUACAAAAACUAGAAAAUGAUCCACAGCUCGCUCGUACAGAUCCCAAAUUAAGGGAUUUAGUACGAGAAAGCGCUGCUCUAAUGAUCAUACCUGAAGAUCGGCCUUUAAUGACUUCUGAUGAGGUUCCAUUAAGUUUGCUUCAGCCCGAAAACAGUUUAGCUAUGGAAGACUUUUUGUUCCAACGCAAGAAACAUCGGGGAGCGUUAUUGAUAAUGAAGAAAGGCUUGCAGGCUGUGGUGCCUCGCGAAGCGAGUCGGUCAGUUCUGACCGGUGAAGUAGCCUACACAGUUCUCGAUGAAAAUGGCAUAAGACACUUUGAACCGCUCCACGUAUUCUCAGCAUUAAAUCUUAGCAAACCUAUCGCACAUCGUUUUAGUAUGUACAGCUGUCCAGUCGUAGAUGACAACGAGGAGGACCUUCAAACAUUUACUGGCUAUUGUAAUAUAAGUAACAGUCAAAGAAUAACCAAGUUCGGUGGAUGGAACCGACGGUACAGCGGUGUACAUGACAGAGAAAACACACGAAGCAGAGUAAGCAGUUUGGACAAUACACCCAGUUACAGACGUUACUCCUCAAGAUCAUUAACUAGAUCUAGGUCUACUUGUAGCAAAAGCCCACCUAAGGUAGAGGAUGUAGUCGUGGCGCCGUGUGACUACACCGCCACAGCCGAUGAUGAAGUGUCGCUAAAGACCGGCGACAUUGUCGAGGUUCUCGACACAAAGUCCGCCCCCGGGGCAAAGAAGCCGCGUGUGGACCACGAGCUAGACGUCAGUGCACAACUCCUCGACGCCUCGGCAGCUAAACACAAACUCGCCGUGCGACCGAAGAAAAAUCAUCCGAAAAGAACGAAGAAUGCGAACGAGAAUGGAGAAAGAUGGCUGGUGCGUGUGGUCGAAGACGUGCAGGAGGGGCAACUGCGCACGCGCCAAGGCUUGGUGCCAGCCAGCUUGCUCAAGGAGAAGCGCCCCGAAGCUGACCAGAUAGCAAUCGCCGCCAGGAGGCAGGCGGUGGUGCGCGAGCUGAUCGAGACGGAGGAGGAGUUCGGACGCGACAUGCGGCAGGUGGCAGCACGCUACAUGCGCCCGCUGGACAAGGCGCACACACCGAAGCCAGUCUUUGAAAACCGUGAACUGCUCUUCUCUAAUUUCCGGCAGAUCUGCGAGUUCCAUAACACCUCGUUGUUGGAGGGGCUAAAGUACUACGCGGGGGAGCCGCGGCUGCUGGGACGCGCGCUGCUGCGCAUGGAACGAGAGUUCGACAAGCACGCUGCCUACUGCCGCGACGAGCCGCGGGCGCAGCGCCUGCUCGCUACAGACCCUGUCGUUAACAAAUACUUCCAGAACAUAGCGGAUAAGAUCGGCGACGACAAAGGCCUUGCGGAACACCUAAAGCUUCCCAUACAGCGGAUCAACGAUUACCAACUACUAUUGAAGGAACUUGUUAAAUAUUCGAAACGUCUCGGCGAAGAUUGCAACGACCUACAGAACGCUCUCGAACUCUUCCUCGGCGUACCGAACCGCGCCACAGACAACAAAUUCAUAUCGAGCAUCGAGGGCUAUAGAGGGAACAUCUACAAGCUCGGACGCCUCCUCACACACGACUGGUUCACUGUCACCGUCGAAGGGAAGUCCAGAGAACGAUAUCUAUUUCUGUUCAAAGCCAGGGUCCUCAUCUGCAAAGUCAAGAGGAUCGAAGACGACAGAUCGGUGUUUGUUCUUAAACAUAUUAUCAGGCUUCCCGACGCUGAAGUUCAGGACUAUCCAGGCGACAAGCUAAAGUUCGAGCUUCACCAAAAAUCCCCACAGCUAGUGUUCGUGCUCGCCGCACACAAGGAGGCCGUCAAGACCAACUGGCUCAAGGAGAUUAGACAACACUCUAAAGACGUUGUUGCUUUAGCUGAACACGCUGCUGACGAUCUUCAAGUGUUAUCACAAGAACAACCAACAUCAGAACAUCUCUCGCCUGAACCCGAAGACAAAAAAAUAAAACGGAAACAUACAGAAGAAGACCAGAAGCAAGAAAAGAAGUCUCGAGCUGAAGAACUUGAAGUAGCCGAGAUACUUACUAGACAAGAGUCUCUUGAGGUGUUGCAAACUAAACGGAAAGCGUCUGUAGAAAGCGCUCAAACUAAUAAAAUUGCAAGGACCGACAUACAAGAGUUAUCUUAUAUUAACGAAAGUCAAGACACAGACACGGCCGACAACAAAAGUAAAGUCACAGCCGAUUUUGAAAUUAAAUCAUCUGUGACUAUACAUGAAAGCGAAACUUGUGAGGUACAAUCAUCAUCUCUUUCCGACCCUACUGUAUUAACAGUAGAAGAAGGAAAAAUAUCUCAACCGGGUAAGAUUUCCAGAGAUAAAAGAGCAUCUAAGAGGAUUAAAAUAAAACCUGAGGGUGAAUUAGUAGACGCUUCAAGUAACGUCGCCUUUUCACGAACUGAGAAAUUAGAGACAGAAGGAGACGUAACCUCGGCAACUGCUAGAUCUGAAGUUGAUAUACAAAGUGAGGAAACAUACAUAGUUCCACCUGAAGUCUCUGAACAUCCGAAAGCGGGAUUGUUUGUGCAAGAAGAGUCAUCUUCAGUUUCACUAUCCAAACAAACUAAAGUAACUUUUGAAAGUUCGUUAGGAGAACAAACAUCUCAAACUACUUUGCAAGUAUCCACUGAACAAAACUCACAGUCUAAUCCGGUCAGUGAAAGUCAGACGAGAACAGGUCAAAAAGUAUCUUUUGAAUUAAAAUCUAAUCAAAAAGACAGUGAAUCAAUAGCUGAAUCCAUUGAAAACACUGAUAUUAAGAAUAAAUUACAAAAAGAUACUAGAAGAUCUAUUUCGCGGAAAGCGUCCCGACAAACAUCUUUAGUUGAUAAAUCUGAAUUAACAGAGGAGGUAUCUUUUAACAAAGAUAACCAAACGCAACAGCAAAAUACUGUUACUGCCGUAACAAAGGCUACUCUUUCAUCUACUGCAUCGAGUGAUAAAAAUAGUGACUCAGAGUUGGUGAGAACUGCUAAUGAAAGUGUGCGAUCUCACGAAACAUAUCAAGGUGAAGAAAAGUCUGUAGAAGUUAGUGCAGCUGGAGCUGCUGAGUUUGAGCCAACAGCAGUGAGAAGCAGUCAAACUGUAACCGCCGAAGAAAACGUCGAAGACGAGAUGUCGAGGUAUAAUAGUCGUAGUUCGAGAACUUCUGGAGAAUAUUCCAGUAGCACUCGAAAAUUAUCAAGUGGUGGUCGGUAUGAAUCUUCUACCGGAACCAGCAUGUCUUCUUACUCCAGACGUGAGAGUGGAUCACGCAUUGAAAGCGGAAAAUAUGAAGCUGGUGGAACUAUUGAGGGCAUAAGUUCCUCUAAAUAUGAGUCGAAAUAUUCGAGUGCCAGCGCUCGAGUCGAGGGCGGAAGUGCCUACGGUAUUGAAUCUAGCUACGACAGUAAGACCGAAGGAGGCUCGAAAUAUGCCAUUGAAUCAAAUUAUGAAACUUCUAGUAAAAUCGAUAGCAUAGCUUCUAAGUAUGGCAUCGAUGCAAAUGGCAGGAUCGAAGGCCGGUCCUCAAAGUAUAGCAUUGAGAGCAGCUACGAUGGAGAAAAAACUGACGGUGGAGAUAAAAUUGAAUCUUCUUACGAAACAACAAGUAAAAUCGAUAGCAUCGCUUCCAAAUACGGUCGCGAUCUCAAUGGCAGGGCCGAAGGACGUUCGACGAGAUUUAGUAUAGAUGCAAGCUAUGACGGAGAAAAGAUUGACGGUGAAUCUAAAUACGAGUCCACUUAUGACAAAUCGAAGAAUGGAGAGUCUUCCUACGAAAGAAAAUAUUCAAAAACGUCUUUAUCUAAUGGCUCCGUGACUAGUGAUUUCGAGUCUUCAAGGUCUGUAAAGAAAUCAGAGUCGAUCGACGGAAAACCAAUUUUCACGAAGACCAUUGAAGGGCAGAACAUCGAACCGGGUGAAAAUGCGGCGUUCGAAUGUUCUCUUCACGAAUCCGAGGAAGUGAAGGUGACUUGGCUAAAAGACAACAAGCCGCUGACCGACCGCCUGAUGGACCGUUGCUCCAUCACCUCAAUAGAUGGAGCUUUCAGGCUGAAGCUCAUGCACUGCAGGGAAGACGACGCCGGCACUUACACCGCCAUUGCGGAGAAUAAGAAGGGCAAUGCCCAUUGCACAGCUCAGUUAGUCGUCCAGGAGUUAACUCCGGAAGAAAGGAAAGAAAGAAAUGCUCUUAACGCGCCUUACUUUUUGGUGGCGCUGAAAGAUACUGAGAUUUUGGAAAACACUUACCUACGCUUCAUGGUGAGGGUCAAGGGUGACCCCAAUCCAACGGUUAAAUUCUACCGCGACGGCAAAGAGAUAGUGACUCGUUCUGAAAACGACCGCGUGUCUAUAGUGCGCACGCGCGCCGAGCACGGCUCCUACGAGCUGGUGAUCGCCGACGUGCAGCCCGGUGACGCCGGUAUCUACGCUUGUCGCGCCAUGAACAUCUACGGUGAAGUGGAGACUGAAGCUAAAGUCACCGUUGUUGAUGAUAAGAAUAUAUUUGGAGAAUUGCUCCCGGGCGGUGAAGGAUUGCUGGCGAAAGGAGAAAAAGCCACAUUCACAUGGAAAAGAGAUGGACAACCUUUCGAUCCCGAAGAAAGAUUCAAGGUGCUGCUGGGUGAUGACGAGGACUCGCUGGCGCUGGUGUUCCAGCAUGUGAAGCCGGAGGAUGCCGGCCUCUACACCUGCGUCGCCAAGACAAGUACUGGCAAUAUCUCAUGCUCCGCAGAGCUCACCGUACAAGGUGCGGUCCACGAGCUGCACCGGGAGCCGGAGAAGCCGACGCUGGUGAUCGAGCAUCGGCAGGCCGUGGUGGCGGCCGGCGGCUCCGCCAUGCUGGAGCUGCAGUGCAAGGGCUACCCCAAACCCAACGUCGUCUUCAAGCACGACGGACAGGUUGUGGAGCCCGACACCAGGCACAAGUUCCUGUACGAGGACGAGGAGUCGAUGUCGCUAGUUAUUAAGAACGUGACUGCGGCGGACGCGGGCGAGUACCAGGUGACUGCCAGCAACGAGCUCGGCGAGGACACCACCGUUAUGCACCUCCUCGUCAAAGACGCGCCCAGGAUCAAGAAGAAGAUUGAGAACCAGUCCUGUAUGGUGGGUGACACGCACACGGUGACAGUAGAGGUAGAGGGCACGCCAAUCCCGGAGGUCAGCUUCUACAAAGACGGCGCAGAGCUGAAGAGCUCUGAGCGGAUUGUCAUCGUCAAGGAGUCCGACUACGUCCACAAGAUCACCAUCAAGGACGCCAAGCUUACGGACACUGGAUCUUAUUCAGUCGUCGCUAAAAACGAGGUGAACCAGUGCUCGGACUUCUGGCAGUGGCACGUGUCCUCCGCGCCCAAGAUUGUGAAGAAGCUGGGCGGCUCCAAGGUCUGCGAGGAGAAAGAGACCGUCACCUUCAAGAUAGAGACCGAAUCCGAUCCAGCGCCCGAUGUUAAAUGGUUCAAAAACAAGACGGAACUUAAGGAGUCAUCGACGAUUAAGAUAUCAUCAUCAGGCGAGGCUCACUCGCUGGUCAUAACCUCCGCCGCGCGCGCCGACGCCGGCGAGUACUCCUGCGAAGUCCGCAACGUGCACGGGUCAGCGAGCGAUUCGUGCGUGCUGAACGUGCGAUGCGCGCCGCAGUUCCGGCAGCGGUUGCGUGACGUCACCGCCAGCGAGGGUGACGUCAACGUAGAGUUCACCGUCGACGUGGAGGCGUACCCCGAGCCCAAAGUGCAAUGGUACUUGGGUGAUGUGGAGAUAACCGAGAAGAAGUCGGUGUACACGCGCGUGGACAACGGCAGCUCGCACAAGCUGAUCCUGAAGGAGGUGUCGGCUGAGAUGUCCGGCCAGUACUCCUGCAAGGUCACCAACGACCUCGGCAGCGACUCCUGCCACGCCACAUUCACUGUCAAUAGGAAGCCACGGAUCACAAAGAGCUUAGUAGACAUGACCGUGGAUGCUGGACAGACUCUGAAGUUGGAGGUGGAAGUGGAAGGCUGCCCCGAGCCCAAGGUCAAGUGGUACAAAGACGGCAAAGAAGUCACUACCGAUGCUAGAAUCAAGAUAGAACGAGACACGAAAAGAUUGGAGAACUAUAACUUAACAGUAACGCUUGUGAAGGAAGAAGACGGCGGAGAGUACGAAGUUAGAGCUGAAAACGAAAUGGGUAGUGUGAGCUCCAAGAGUACUGUCACCGUACACACUAAAGAAGUUCAUUCAAGAUUCAAAAAAGAAACAAUGCUUGAAAAAGAAGUCGACGAAGAUAGAAAACCUAAAAAGCAAGAAACAAAAGAACUUAUUGAGGACGAUAAAGACACGGCAACUGUCAAGAAAACAAAAACGGAAAAGAUUGAAGAAAAACUUGUUGACGAUACUGAAAAGAACGUUAGAUUCGAAAAUACUGAGGAGCAAACAGCUGACAAAGCUAAAAAGUCGCACUCCGAACCAGAAAUAGCAGAAGAGAAAUCAUUUUGGGAUGAAAUUGAUGACGGCGUCAAAGCUAAGGAAACCACAGUUAAUGAUUCUGAUAUACAACCAGAACAAGCGAAACAUACAUUUUCAGAACCGGAAGUAGAAGAAGAGAAAUCAUUCUGGGAUGACGUUGAAGACGAUAUCAAACCUAGGAAAACAAAACAGCCAUUCUCGGAAGCAGAACCAAUAGAACAAAAGUCAAUAUGGGACGAAAAUGUAGAUGAAAAUGCUAAAAAAGUAUUGGUAAAUGAAGUUACAAAUGAAGCUCAAAAAGUUAAAAGAUCAUUUUCUAAACCUGAAGUAGCUAAAGAAAGAUCUAGCGGAAAUGAUGACAUUGAAGAUCAAGCUAAAAUACCCCAUGUUGAAGAAAUACAAAACAAACCACAAAAGUCUAGAAAAUCAUUCUCAAAACCUGAUACAGUAGAAGAAAAAUCAUUUUGGGAUGAUGACACAGAAAAUAAAGAAACUAAGAGUGUAAAAGAACAAGAAGUAAUUGACAAACCACAAAAAGGAAAUAAGUCCUUUUCGGAACCUGAAGAAGCUGAAACUAAAUCGUUCUGGGAUGAAAUUAAAGACGAACAAAAUAACACUGUGCAAAUUGAUAGUAGCGAAAUAGAGCCCAGAAAAUCUAAGGAAUCAAUAGCAGAAAAGGAUAAUCAGCAAUUGAAAGACUUGGAUAAUGGUGAAGAAUCAAGUAGAAAAACUUUGCCAGAACCUGAAUCAGUCGAAACAAAAUCUUUUUGGGACGAUAAUGAAAGUGAACAAUCUCAAAAGUUACAAAUAGAUGAUUCAAGGGAAAAGCCUAUAACAUCUAGAAAAUCAAUCACAGACGCUGAAAACGCUGAAACAAAAUCAUUUUGGGAUGAAAAUGAAGGACAAAUUAAAAAACCUGUAAUUAGUGAUGUUAAAUCACCGAGAAAGUUAUUGGUAGAACCUGAAAAGGCAGAGGAUAAAUCCUUUGAUGAAGCUAACAAAAAUAUACAAGAAGAUGAAGCUCCGAAAUCUUGUACAAAAUCUGAAGUAUCCGAAGCAAAGAGCGCGUGGGAUACGAAUGAGAAUGAGAAAAAUGAAAAAAUAAAAAUUUCAGAAAUUCAAGAGGUGCCUGAUAAAUCUAAAAAAUCAUUUACUGCGUCAGAGCCCAUUGAAGAAAAAUCAAUAUGGGAUGAGAAAAAAGAUGAACAAAAUAAAAAGCCUGAAGUUAAAGAUAUAGAAAAUGAUAAACAAAAGAGUAACAAAGGAAUAACGGAACCUGAAAAUAUAACAGAAGUAAAAAUAGAAGAAGACUUGAAGCCUUCAAGACGUAAAUCUGUUAAAAAACAAUCUCUUAAAGAAGAACCGAUAAGUGCUGAAAAAGAAGGCCGAGUGUUCGAAACAAUAACCACGUUCAAGACAGGCGAGGACGGGUCUAUUGUAGUGUCUAAGGUCAGCAGCACCUGCUCCCACGGCGCCAUUAUCACAGGUCCUGCCGAAACACACACUUUGCAUAAAAUGACAUCGAAAUACUACGAUGAUGAUGAUGAGUGCACCAGAAAAGUUAUACCACCCAAUAAGCCACAUACUACUUCUUUAGAAGUAGAAGAAAUAGCAAGUCACAGCUAUUUCCUAUCCGAGAUGGGUUACUACACAGUACCGGACCAUGUUAGGAGAGGCACAUACGGUAUUAUAGAAGAACCGCAGACGGAUUCCGAUGCUGAUAGUUUGAGAUAUGGACGAUUUACCGGAAAUAGAACGGUUUCUAUCCAUUCCGUUUCGGAAGAUGAGAACAGCUUGUACAAUGAGUCAUUGUCGCGGGAAAUAUCAAUUGAAGAUUUAUCAAAAACGAUAUUUGAAAUAGAUGAAACUCGAAAAGUGUUCAGCAAAGACUCAUACGUUCGUCAGUCUUCUUUCAAGGAAGAUUACUUGACAAACGAGGGAGACGAGGAAUCUGUCAUAUUAACUGAAAAACGUGAAAAAGUUUUUGAAAAUGAUAUCACUGAAAAACUUAUAGAUAUUCGCAAAGAAUUCGAUGAAAAUGAAUUUAAGAAUAUUGAAGAAAAGGCUGACGAUGUUAAAAAUCGAAUUAUCGAGGAAUUAGUAAUAGGAGACAUAAUGAACCAUGACAACAUAACAAAAGACAUCGCCGAGACGACUGUGGAGAAAAAGAAAAAACAAAAUGGAAAACUAUUUUGCUUACAAGAAGAGGACGAUGGGGAAGUGGAAGCUUUGCUGAGACGCAGUCAGAGACAGAGAAGCAUAUUAGAUGAUAUUAUAAAUCAAGAAGAUGUAAAAGCACCUCCGAAACUGAAAGAGAGCAGCAUGAAAGACAGCAGUGUGUACGAAUCUCUACCUCUGGUGUUUACUGUGGAAGCGAGUGGGUCGCCGAAGCCCACGGUGCGCUGGCUGCACGACGGCAAAGAGGUCAAACCGGAUGCCAGGGUCCGCAUCACCAACGAUGGAGACCUGUACAAACUACAAGUGGAUAAGGCCGAACUCGGAGACGCCGGCAAAUGGCAGUGCGAGAUCAGCAAUAAUCUUGGAAAAGAUGUUCUUCAAGCAGAAAUUACUGUCAAACCCGAGAGCGAGCUCCGCAAGCCGAUCUUCAAGACGCCACUGGAAGCACAGCGCGUGAUGCAGCGCGAGCCGGUGACACUGCGCGCGGUGUGCACGGCGGACCCGCUGCCGCACGUCGCCUGGCUGCUUAAUGGCCACGAGCUCACCCCGGAUGCAACGCUGCUCAUCGACGCUGAGACCAAAGACAUCGAGCACGGACUCAAGGAGUGCGUCUUCACCCUUCGUAUUCCCACUGGUCGUCAUGCGGACACCGGUAUGUAUACUAUCCAAGCAAAGAACAAGUACGGAGUGGGCGAGUGCUCUGCGCGCCUCGACAUUCUGCUGCGGCCGGAAAUCGAGGGUCUGAAGGAUGUCACCGCCAUGCCUUACGAGGAGACCACCUUCAUCGCCAAGAUACAAGCCAACCCCAUCGCUGAAGUGCAAUGGAGCAAAGAUGGGUACGUCAUAAAGCCGUCAUCAAAGAUCGACAUAGAAGAGGACAAGGCAUCGGAAACGCACAAGCUGGUGGUGAAGAAGGUGACCCCGGAGGACGCCGGUGUGUACAGUGUCACCGCCAAAAAUGAGAUAGGGGAAGCCUCACAGCAGGCUAAGCUUACCAUACACACGGACAAGCCGGUGUUCACGAAGCCGCUGCAGAAGGAGACGGUGAAGGACUAUGCAGACUGCACCUUGAAGGUGCGCUGCGACGGCGUACCCAAGCCUGAGGUGCGCUGGUUCGUCAAUGACAAACAGGUGGUCAACGACGAGCGCCACACCGUCACCACGGAGGUCGGCGGUCAGGUCGACAGCGAGCUGGAGAUCAAACACUUCAAUCCAUCCGACGCUGGCAAGUAUGUGGUGCGCGCCGUGAGCCUGUCCGGCGAGGCGGAGUGCGAGGCGGUGAUCUCGCUGGCGCAGACGCCGCCUGGCUUCGCGCACAAGCUGGAGCGACAGAAGGACGUCGACGAGGGCGAACCUCUCGAACUCAAGGCCAAACUCGACGGCAGCCCCAUACCCACUGCCAAGUGGUACAAGGACGGCGCCCCGCUGCCCGCGGAGGACUCCCGCGUGAAGCAGAGCGCGCUGCCAGACGGCACUGUGAAGCUCAGCAUAGAGCACGUCACGCCCGCCGACUGCGGCGCCUACAAACUCGUCAUCACCAACCCCAACGGAGAGAACUCCGCGCUCUGCGCCGUUGCAGUCAACCCAACACCGCGCAAGCCGUCGUUCAGCGAGCCGCUGGAGGAUGUGAAGGCGGUGGUGGGGCAGCCGCUCAAGCUGCAGGCGCGAGUCAUGGCCUUCCCCGCGCCCGAAGUCAAGUGGUUCAAGGACGGUCUUCCGAUCCGUCCGUCGCAAGCCAUCAACUUCAUCAACCAGCCGGGUGGUGUGAUCGGACUGAGCAUCGACAGCUGCAGGCCGGAGGACGCGGGCCAGUACCAGCUCACCGUCGCCAACAAGCUCGGCGACGUCGAAUCCAAGGCCAAGGUCGAGGUCUUGCAGAAGGAGCGUAAGCCCGCCUUCGUCGCGGAACUCAUGCCCGUCAAGGUCAUCGAGGGAUUCCCUGCUAAACUGGAAGUUAAAGUGCUGGGACAUCCCCCGCCUGUCAUCAAAUGGACACACAAUGGUGAAGAGAUAGUUCCGGACGGCACGCGUGUCCGGGUAGUGACGCAGCCGGACGGCGCAAUAGCACUGCUCAUAGCCGAAGCCAAAGCGCCGGACGCCGGACAGUACGGCGUUAUCGCGGCCAAUGAUAAGGGAGAGACGUCUUGCACCGCCGAGCUCAGUGUUGCCAGUCGCGAGGAUGACUCGUCGCCACAAGAGAAGCCUCGCUUCGUGCACGGCCUGCGGGAGACGACGGCGGACGAGGGCCAGCCCCUGACCCUCAGCGCGCCCUUCGCUGGCAACCCUGUACCUGAAGUGGCCUGGACCAAGGACGGUCAGCCGCUCAUGCCCAGCGAAAGGCUCCUACUCACCUGCGAUGGAAAGAGGGUCGGUUUAGAGAUCAACCCCGUGGUGCCGGCGGACGCGGGUGUGUACUCUGUCCGGCUCAGCAAUCCGCUGGGCGAGGACACCAGCGAGGCCCCGGUCAACGUGCGCAAGGUCUACCAGCCGCCCACCUUCUCGCAGAAGUUCACCGACCUGCAGCAGCUACCGUCAUUGGACGCAAAGUUCUCGGCGCGCGUGCACGGCAAGCCAACGCCCGAGGUGUCGUGGUACCGAGACGGGCGGCCGCUCAGCGCCGGCGACAAGUACGGCAUCAAGCGCGACGGCGAAGCCUGCUGCCUCUACGUGCGCGACCUCGUGCCUGAAGAUGCCGGCACGUACAAGUGCGUCGCCAGGAAUAAGGAGGGCGAGGCCAUCUGCGAGGCCGCACUAGAGGUUGUCGAUAAAAUCGGUCGGCAGCAGCGCGCGGAGCCGCCUUCCUUCCUGAAGCGCAUCGGUGACGCGGAGAUAGUGCGCGGCCUGCCCGUCAAGUUCACCGCCUGCGUCACCGGCUCACCGGAGCCCGAAGUCGAAUGGUUCCGCAACGACGAGAAGCUGUUCCCGUGCGAGCGCAUUCGUAUGGACCACGAGUCGACGGGUCUGCUGCGGCUCAGCAUCAGCGGGGCGGACCACAGCGACGUAGGAACCUACCGCUGCAGGAUCUACAACCCGCACGGCGAGGACUCCUGCAUCGCCAACCUCACUUACGACACUCUCGAACCCGUCUCGAGUAAGCGGCCGAUCUCGGAGCAGUACUCGAACUUCGAUAAGAUGAAGAAGACUGGCGUGCCCAUGCCGCUCGGCGAUAAGCCCAUCAUCUCGCGCAUGGCCGACCGCCAUCUCACGCUCUCCUGGCGCCCCUCUAUCCCGCACGGCCCGCGCUUCCCCGUCACAUACCAGGUGGAGAUGUGCGAGAUGCCGGAGGGGGAGUGGUUCACAGCGCGCACGGGGCUGCGCUCCUGCGUGUGCGACAUCCGCAACCUGGAGCCCUUCCGGGACUACAAGUUCCGCGUGCGCGUCGAGAACAAGUACGGCGUGAGCGAGCCCUCGCCCUACGCGGUGACGCAGCGCGCGCGCCUGGAGCCCGAACCGCCCAAGUUCGUGCCCUACCUGGAGCCGGGCAUUGACUUCCGGCCGGAGACCUCGCCCUACUUCCCGCGGGACUUCGACAUCGAGCGGCCGCCGCACGACGGGCACGCGCAGGCGCCGCGCUUCCUGCGCCAGGAGCACGACGCGCAGUACGGCGUCAAGGGCCACAACGCCGACCUCUUCUGGUUCGUGUACGGCUACCCCAAGCCCAAGAUGACAUACUUCUUCAACGACGAGCCCAUCGAGAUAGGCGGCCGGUACGACUGGAGCUACACCAGGAACGGACAGGCCACUCUCUUCAUUAACAAGAUGUUGGAGCGCGACGCGGGCUGGUACGAGGCGGUGGCGACGAACGAGCACGGGCAGGCCCGGCAGCGCGUGAGGCUGGAGCUGGCGGAGUACCCGCGCUUCAUCACGCGCCCGCAGGAGACCGUGGUGCUGCAGCGUCGCACCGCCCGCCUGGAGGCGCGCGUCACCGGCGUGCCCUACCCCGACAUCAAAUGGUACAAGGACUGGCAGCCGCUCGCACCCAGCACCAGAAUCAAGAUGCAGUUCAUCGAGCCGGACACGGUGAUUCUGGUGAUCCACGACGCCAUUCUGAAGGACGAGGGCCUGUACUCGGUAUCGGCGCGCAACGUGGCCGGCGCCGUCAGCUCCUCCGCCAUGCUGCACGUCGAGGAGAGCGAGCACGAGUACUCCACCAGAAUCCGCGAGCACCCGCCGCGCGUGAAGCCGACCGGCAAACCCUUUGGCGACUUCUACGACAUCGGCGACGAGCUGGGCCGCGGCGUGCAGGGAGUCGUCUACCACGCCGCAGAGAGACUCACCGGUCGCAACUACGCCGCAAAGAUAAUGCACGGGCACUCGGAGCUGAAGCCGUUCAUGAAGAACGAGCUGGACAUCCUCAACCUGCUGAGCGACCGGCAUCUGGUGCGGCUGCACGACGCCUACGAGCGCGAGCACACACUGGCGCUGGUGCUGGAGCUGGCCGCCGGCGGGGAGCUCGUGCGCGACCGCCUGCUCAGGAGCCAGGGCUACACGGAGCGAGAGAUCGCGGGCUACGUGCGCCAGCUGCUGCGCGGACUGCGCCACAUGCACGACAACAGCAUAGCGCAUCUCGGCCUCACCAUCGGCGAGCUGGUGCUGUCGCACGCGGGCAGCGACGAGCUGAAGCUGUGCGACUUCGGUCUGUCGCGGCGCAUCCUGGCGGAGCGGCUGGCGGCGCUGCACUAUGGCGUGCCGGAGUACGUGGCGCCCGAGGUGGCGCGUGGAGAGGGCGUCUCCUACCCUGCCGACAUGUGGAGUCUCGGCAUCAUCACCUACAUCCUGCUCAGCGGACACUCUCCCUUCCGCGGUCUUAACGACAGGGAGACCCUCACCAGAGUGCAAGACGGUUCGUGGUCUUGGCACGACGAGUCGUGGUGGUCGCGAAUGAGUACGGAAUGCCGCGACUUCAUCUCGCGGCUGCUGGUGGUGGACUGGCGCCAGCGCAUGGACGUGCGCACAGCGUUGGACCACCCCUGGCUCACGCGCGCCGACAAGAUCUACCACGACGAGUUCCUCAUCACCACGGAUAGACUUCGGAACUACUACAACUUUUACAGGGACUGGAUGAGCAACGCGCAGUGCAGGACGUGGUUCCGCCGCCGGCCGCUCUCCGGCGCCUUCGACCACCCCUCCAAGAUGGUGUAUCCGCCCGGAGAGAUAUACACACCUGAAUAUCGUGGAUCGCCGGAGCGCGAGCCGCGGGACCGCGCGGCGCCGGACCUCAGCAUGCCGCACUGGGACCACCCCGACUGGGAGGUCUCCGCCACCUCCGAGAGCCACUACCAGAAUGGGCCGGACACGUACCUGCUGCAGCUGCGCGACACGCAGUUCCCGGUGCGCCUGCGCGAGUACAUGAAGGUGGCCUGCGACCGCUCGCCCGCAUACAACCUCAGCGUGCACGACGCAUACGACCCUCGAACUCCGAUCAUCCGCGAACGUCGUCGCUUCACCGACAUCAUGGACGAGGAGAUCGACGACGAGCGCCGCGACAGAAUCAACCGCUACGGCAGCGAGAGCUACACCAUCCGCCGGCUGCGCCACGAGCUCGGCACCCGCCUCGACAGCUAUGCGGAGGCCCAGGCUCUCAUGGAGGCCAAGAAGGACGGCCACCCGCCCUUCUUCAGGGAGAAGCCGCAGAUCCUCCCCAUCCGGGAGGGUGAGCCCGCCCAGCUCUCUUGCUACGCCGUCGGAGACCCCAAACCGAGCGUUCAGUGGUUCAAGAACGACAAGGUCAUCGCCGAGGGACAGCGCAUCAAGAUAAUCGAGGACGAGGACGGCCGCUCGACUCUCAAAUUCGACCCCUCGAUGCACCACGACGUCGGCUUCUAUAAGGUUGUCGCGAGAAACAAAGUCGGCCAAACCGUGGCGAGGACAAGAAUAGUGGAAGCCACCAGCCCCGACGCCCCCGACAGUCCCACCGUCGCCGACCUCUCCGACACAGAGGUGCUGCUCAGGUGGAAGCAGCCGAAGUAUGACGGCAACUCCCCGGUGCUGUGCUACAGCCUGCAGUACAAGGAGGGCGACAGCGUCGACUGGAAGACGGUCGCCGAGAACAUUGACCACGAGUUCUUUGUGGUGCGCGGCCUCCAACCCGAGACCAGCUACCAGUUCAGGCUGGCGUCUAGGAACAGGAUCGGCUGGAGCGACAAAGGCAUCCCGACCAACCUAGUGAAGACGAAGGAGGCGGGCGCCGCGAAAAUAGAAGUCACGAAAGCCAUGAAGCACCUGCAGCAGCUGACGGAAUCCGGACAGGAGAUCGUCUUGAACGAGGAGAAACCGAGACUGGACUACGGGGCCGAGAACGAGCCCAAAGACUGGGAUACGAGCGAGUCCUUCACCGAAAGGUACAGCUUCAUAUCGGAGCUGUGGCGCGGCAAAUUCUCCAUCGUCGUGAAAGGCAUCGACAAGACCAACGAUAGCGUCGUCGUCGCUAAAAUUCUGGAAUGCCGACCGGAAACCGAGAUUCAAGUACAAAGGGAGUUCGAAUGUUUGAGGAGGCUAAGGCACGAGAGGAUAUCUAACUUGUUGGGCGCAUACCAGACUCCCGGGUCGCCGGUGGCCGCGCUCAUUUUAGAAAAACUGCAAGGUGCCGAUAUCCUGACGUACCUCUCCAGCCGGCACGACUACACCGAGCAAAUGGUCGCGACCAUCGUCAUCCAGAUCCUGGACGCGCUGCAGUACCUGCACUGGCGAGGCUACUGCCACCUCGACCUACAGCCCGACAACGUGGUCAUGUCCUCGGUAAGGGCCAUACAGGUCAAACUCAUCGACCUGGGCUCCGCGCACAGAGUUACCAAGCUAGGAACCAGCGUGCCACAAGUGGGCGAACUGGAAUACAAAGCGCCCGAGGUGAUCAACGACGAGCCCGCGUUCCCGCAGAGCGACAUCUGGUCGCUGGGCGUGCUCACCUACAUCAUGCUGUCGGGCACGUCGCCCUUCCGCGGCGCUGACGACGCCGAGACCAAGCAGAACAUCUCCUUCGUGCGCUACCGCUUCGAGCACCUCUACAAGGAGAUCACACAGGAGGCGACGCGGUUCCUGAUGUUCGUAUUCAAGAAGGUACCCCUGAAGCGACCCUCAGCAGAGGAGUGCUACGAGCACCGCUGGCUCGCGCAGUCAGACUUCAUACACAAGAAACGCGAGAGAGCCGUCUUCCUCGGCAACAGGCUAAAGGAGUUCUCGGAUGAAUAUCACGAGAAGAAAGCGCGGGAAGCGUCUCAAGCUGACACCGUUGCGACGGCAUUCGGUCAGAUGGCCGCGCGACAUCUGACGCGCUCCAAUAGCAUUCAGGAGGAACUGCUCACCAACUUCUCCAGCCACUGACCACCGUUCACCACUCACUCACAGUGACCAUAAACUCACCAUUCAUAACCGCUCACCGUUAAACCAAACUAC